CCCGAGUGCACAGUCCCAUGCAGACAAAUCUUGUCCACACGGACUGCUCUGUCGCUCUCCAAAUACCAAUCGAUUCCCUUCUACUAAGCCAGAUACCCAUACCUCCUAGAGACACACUUCCCUCAAACUCACCAAAUCCAAAUCCAAAUUCAAAUCUCCACUCAUAAUCUCCCCAUCCGACCCUCCACCAUGUCCUACACCUUCACUAUCCUCUCCCCGCACGACACCCCCCUCUUCACCCACACCUUCGGCACCUCCCGCUCCUCCGGCACCGGCACCCCCGCCUUCACAACCGCCGACCUAGCCCUAAACCCCUUCAUUAUCCACUCCGCCCUCGACAUCGUCGAAGAAGUACAAUGGGGCCCGUCAUCCACCUCCGGCUCUGCACCCAUGUAUCUAAAACACAUCGACAAAUACCAAAACAACUUUAUCAGCUGUUGGAUUACGGGUGGGAAUGUCAGGUUCCUGUUACUUACAAGGCCGCGGGAUGAGGCGUUGGGGAUAUCGGCUGCUAACCCCUCCUCUGGCUCUGCGUCGUCCAUCUACUCGACCGGAUCUGGUGCUGGCUCCGUGAGGGGUAGUCUCGCUGGAGGACGCGCAGGCCUUGGCGGCGGCGCGGGGAUGUACAACCCCACGAGUCCUGCGACCGAAGAGGCGGUGAAGAAUUUCUUCGUUGAUGUGUAUGAGAGCUGGGUGAAGACGAUCAUGAAUCCGUUUUUUGCCGUGGGCCAUGGCGAUGUGGUCAAAAGUCCGGUUUUUAGGGCGAGGGUGCAGGCGGCGGCGAAGAAGUAUUUAUGAAUGAGGGCAUUCUCCGAGCGUGUGCUGCGUUGAUGAGAUUUAGUAUUUGGGUGAGGCAUGACUGGGAAUGGUUGUUGAGAUAUGCAUAUGCGUGUGUGCAGAGAGGGAGGGAGUGUGGAUGCUGGAUGCUGAAUGAUGGAUAAGGUAUUAUGCUGGAGCCGGACCAUGCGGUUGGCAUUGGCACGCGAGUCGACGACCUUUGCGGGCCUAUGAAACUCGGUACCCACACCUACUAUCUGCCGCGCAUUACGCCAUACUACCUGUGAAGGGCCCCCGACAUCUAUGGAAGAAAGCACAGCUACCUUCAUUAGGAGCUCGAAGUGCUAUUUACCCACGCUCGGCC
Molecule: messenger RNA, 1141 nt
Organism: Lindgomyces ingoldianus
Lineage: Eukaryota; Fungi; Ascomycota; Dothideomycetes; Pleosporales; Lindgomycetaceae
Product: Sedlin
Exons: 1
Coding region: 190-798 (202 amino acids)
Biological process (GO): endoplasmic reticulum to Golgi vesicle-mediated transport
Cellular component (GO): cytoplasm; nucleus; TRAPP complex
Source: RefSeq, a predicted model, not a curated record